ACAGCGGAUCAACAGAGCCGAAGAUGCCAGCUCAGUCAUGUGAUCAGCUGUGUCCAAUCACAGCUGAUCACAUGUAAAUAGGGAAAUGCCGAGGGGACAUGUACACUAAUCAUCAGGGCCCUGAUGAUCUGUGUAGCCCCAGCAGUGCCACCUGUCAGUGUCCAUCAGUGCCAGCUGUCAGUGCUCAUCAAUGCCACAUUUCAGUGCCUACCAGUGCAUAUCCAUACCACAUAUCAGUGCCCAUCUGAGCUGCCUUUCAGUGCCACCUAUCAAUGCCAGUCAGUGCCGCCUAUCAGUGCCCGUCAGUGAUGCCUGUCAAUGCCCAUCAGUGCCACCUAUCAGUGUCCAUCAGUGCAGCCUAUCAAUGCCCAUCAGUGCAGCCUCAUAAGCGCACAUCAGUGA
Staurois parvus is the source of this 402-nucleotide messenger RNA. Lineage: Eukaryota; Metazoa; Chordata; Amphibia; Anura; Ranidae. The record is from the annotation of a GenBank genome assembly.